This is a messenger RNA of Cadophora gregata, 1090 nucleotides long. RefSeq lists its product as uncharacterized. The record is from RefSeq and is a predicted model, not a curated record. Lineage: Eukaryota; Fungi; Ascomycota; Leotiomycetes; Helotiales; Ploettnerulaceae. The transcript is spliced from 2 exons. Bases 157 to 921 code for a protein of 254 amino acids.
GACCGGAUACAGCAAAUGGAAUAGGAACUCUAUUGAGUCCGAGUCUUAAGCUACACGUAGUUUCGUCAGGCCCGACUAUAAUCAAUCUUCCACUGUCAGACAUGCCCACUUCUCAAAGAUAUCUCGAAUAGCAACGUCAGGACACGAAAAUCAUCAAUGUUUCCCUUCAAGUCUAAAGAACAAGGAGAGGCCGAAUACUCUGCCUCUUUUUCGGACGAAUCACUUGCAGACGCACAUGAGAGGGAUCCGUACAUGUUAUCUAAGCAUCAUUUAUUGGCACCUCGAUCGCGAGCACACAAAGGCCAGCUUGCCACCUUCUCAAUCCUAGCGCCUCUCUUGAUGGCAGCUAUGUUCUCAGUAGCUUGGAGCACAUAUCAGAGUGCCUCCAUGCUUAGCGCCGCUCUCGUUUCUCACGGGACGUCCGGCUCCGAAGAUGCCGCCGUUGACGGUCUCAAGUUGCACCAUGGGGAGUACGGUAGAGUUUUGCACUGUGAAGGAGACUCAACUACAUUGAAGGCACGAGGGUGCACAUUUGACCUCCUAGUUCCUGGUUGGAUACCAAAUCCAUGCUUUGACAAAGAGUUGAACUCCGAGUAUGUCGGCCCUGGUCUACACGAUUAUGGCUGGUUUACCACCGAAGAGUCUACGGAAAGGAUUCCUCAAGAGGUAGUCAACGAAGGACAGCUUGCAGAUGUCUGGACAACUUGGGAUAUGCACAUUGCGCAUUGCGAAUAUACGCUUAAAGGAAUGGGAAGGGUUUUGACAAAUCCGAACUUGGGCGUUCAUGAAAGACAUCUUGAUGAAGAGCAUGUUUAUCACUGUGUUGAUGUCCUGGCUCAUCGUGACAAGACACCUUUGAACAGGACACAAACACAUAUCAUGUACAAGGACGUCGCAUGCUAUGUUGACUUCAAGAGGUGAAGAUUGGGCGGCGUUACGGAUUCAGGAUAUCAAAGUUGAACUUGGGUAGCGAUUUUCUUGUUGUUGAGGAUAGCUAGAAUGAAUGGCAGGGGUCAACUUUUCCAAAGACAGCAGCAAGUAUCAAAGCAAUACCGUAACAUGUAUCAUUAGUAGCCCUAAUCAAAACACC